AUGACCUCCUGUCCUGCGGAUCCGACAACGGACUUGGAACCGCCAUACACUGUCAACCACGAGCGCGAGUUUUACAAAUACUUCCAGCCCGUCAGACUUGGACUGGCCGGCCUGUCGGCGCAGAGAGACCAAUUUAGUCCGCGACGAGCUCGCACGUCACCCGACCGGGCACUGACGGCCUUCGCCCAGCUGGCCACUCUCCGACUGAACUGCAAACGUGCAGUCAUCUCGUUCUUCGAUAGAGACUACCAGUAUAUUGUCGCCGAAGCCACCAAGUCGCUUAGCAUGCAGACUGAGUCCAUCCAUGAGCCAGGCGAUCAGAUAGACUAUGGUGUUACCAUGGUUCCUAGGAGAGGGAGUAUUUGUGAACACACGAUCAACCAUCCGUCCGACGACUCCAAUAAGACCAAGGACGAGACGGUCUUUGUGGUUCCCGACUUGUCCAGGGAUAAGAGAUUCAGCGAUAAAACAUAUACCACACAUCAUGGAUGGAGAUUCUAUGCCGGAGUUCCCAUUGUCUCUCCCAACGGCUACAAGAUUGGCGCCUACUGUGUCAUAGAUCCCGAGCCUCGACAAAGCCUUUCCUCCGAAGAAGUGGCCUUCAUGAAGGACAUGGCGACGACGGUCAUGAUACACCUCGACAUGCUUCGCGCACAGUCCGAAAGCAUCAAGAAAGAGAGAAUGGUACAUGGCUUGGGAUGCUUUGUUGAAGGCAAAGAUACUUUGGGCGAUUGGAGACCCCUAGGUGCUGAUCUGGAAACGCCCGAUCAGCAAGACUCAUCCUUACCAUGGGCCGAUCGCCAGUACUCUAGACAUCACGACCAACCGCCGGAUAUCAAGCUGAGCGAUGAGAAGGACUUCCCAUCCCUCUCCGAUGUUGGCGUCCACCUGGACAUCGAAAAGUCGCCUUCAAGACGAGGCUCACACGCUUCUUCUAAUGCAUCAGCACAACCGUCGUCAUCAAUGGAAGACCCUAAGGCGAAGAAGACAUCGCCCACGGGCCACCUUGCGCCCGCAGUCAAAGCGACAUUUGGACGUGCUGCAAACAUCAUCCGAGAGUCUUUGCAAAUAGAUGCCGUUGCCAUAUUCGAUGCUACCGCUAAAUCUACCUUCGGGGGUCUCGUUGGAAGUACCACCCAUGAACGACCCAAGAGAAGGAAGCUAUCAUCGGCUUCCGAGAGUGACGCUCUUACUGGGUCUGGCACAGAGGUGUCUGACUCAGAAAACAAUGAGAACCUAGAUAGGAAAAACGCUGCGAAACCUUCCGAGAUCCUUGGCAUAUCGACAUCUACCAUGAAUAGCGCACGUGGUGAUCAAUCAGCAAAGCUCAUCAAUGGUAUUACUGAAGAGUUUGUACGAUCACUUUUGCGUCGCUAUCCUCAUGGUAAAGUCCUCAACUUCGAUCAGGAUGAAGAUUCGCCACUGGAGCGGGAUAGAGUACCAUCAGAGGCCCUGGACGAUGAAGUUCCGCCGAAGGGCACAACCAAGAGACGCAAGCGGUCGAGAUCCAACGAUGCCAGAACAAUAAAACAGCUGUUCCCAGGCGUGCGCAGCUUUGCCAUUCACCCCAUGUGGGACUCUGACCAGAAGUUCUUCAGUGCUUGUAUAGCCUGGACCAUGGAUCCACAUAGAAUUUUGACCACGCACUCCGAACUUGGUUACCUUGCAGCGUUCAGCGAUUGCAUCAUGAGCGAAGUCGCGAGGAUCAAUGCUAAGAUUGCCGACAAAGCAAAGUCAGACUUCAUCUCAUCCAUCUCACACGAACUACGCAGUCCACUUCAUGGCAUACUUGGCAGCGUGGAAUGUCUCGAAGACUCGACACUCGAUCCAUUCCAGGAGAAUCUUGUACAUACGCUUGCCACCUGCGGCCACACUUUGCUUGACACGAUUGACCAUUUACUUGACUUCGCAAAGAUCAACAAUUUCACUAGGAAGAGUACUCAAACACGCACAAACAGUUCGAAUCCACACGAACAGAAACAGAACUUUGCACUGGAUGUUGAUGUCGACUUGGGUGUGGUCACUGAGGAGGUACUGGAAACAGUCUUUGCUGGUCAUGACUUCAUCAGGGCUGGUCGUGAGACUGAGCAGAUGCCGCGAGCCAACAAGCAAGUUGACGGCGAUGCAAAAAGCUCGGAUGGCGAUCGUAACGUCUCUAUUGUGGUCGACAUCUCGAAGGCUCAGAACUCACAUUGGAUCUUCAGAACUCAGGCUGGAGCAUGGCGUCGUAUCUUGAGCAAUCUGUUUAACAACAGCCUCAAGUACACCACGAGUGGAUUCAUCCAGGUCAAGCUCGAUAGUGAACCAUUGCCUGCUAAGGAACGAGGAGGCAGUUCGAAAGUCACUCUCUCCGUUACUGAUUCUGGAAAAGGCAUGUCGAAAGAGUACCUCGAGAAAAGCCUCUUUACCCCGUUCGCUCAAGAAGAUCCGAUGCAACCCGGCACAGGCUUGGGUUUGGCCAUCAUCUCGGCCAUAAUCAAAUCCAUGGGUGGCGAGAUUGAAGUGGAAAGUGAACAGGGCCAAGGUACCAAGACCACUGUUACCCUGGAAAUGAUGCACACUGCAGUAAAAGAAGAGGAUGUAGAUCGAAGUGUGAUUACGAGUGCGGCUAAGAGGACCAAAGGUCUGAAGAUCGGAUUUAUUGGGUUUGAUGCAGAUUCCUACGAGAAGGAGCCGCAGCCGGGGACACGGUCUCCAGAGAACGCUGGCCAUAGAUUCAUGGCUUCGUUCCACCGAAUGUGCCAAAACUGGUUCGAAAUGGACAUGCAAAUAUCUGACGGCAUUGAUCAGUCUGGGGUCGACGUCUUCCUCACUACUGAAAAGGGCCUCGAACAAGUGCAAGACCAGCUGGAGAAGCGCAUGAAGAGCAAGUCUGACCAGGACGCUCAAAGCAAAGAGGCCGAUAUCCCGUUGCUGGUCAUUUGCAACAGCGUCUCUGCCGCUAAUGCCAUGAUGCACAACCCUAGAUCACACAUUACUGGGGUCUUCGCUCAGCCAUGCGGACCAAGAAAAUUAGCAAAAUCACUCACGCUUUGUUUAGAGGCUCACAAGAAUGCCAAAACAAACGAGCCGAUGCGAUCCAUGCGCAAAGUUUUGGACGACAGCUUAGGAGAUGGCCAGCAACUCCAGGAUUCUUCCUUCCAGAAAGUUUUGGAAUCGGAGAAUCACGCCAUGAGCGAGCAGGCAAAGGAAAAAGGCCACUUCGGAGAUGCUCCACUAAGACACCCCCGGCUAGACACAGUGGAGAUAGCGCAAGGGAAUUCUAGGAUGCCUAAGCUGAACACGUCUCCGCUCAAUAACUCUAGCUCUCCCGCCUCACCAGCACCAACGGCUGGAUCCAUAAGUCCUUUUUCCAGGACAAAUUCGGACUCUGACAAACCUGUCCGUAAAGUACUUCUGGUAGACGACAAUAGGGUGAAUCUGCAGUUACUAGUCACCUACAUGAAGAAGAGCGGCCACGCAUACAUGACAGCAAGCAACGGACUCGAAGCCCUGGAAGCAUACAAAUCACAAUGCGAGCAAGCCAGUGACAAGGACGAGAUGGCAGAUUCACCCUUUGAUUAUAUCCUCAUGGAUCUAUCGAUGCCCAUCAUGGACGGCUUGACCUCGACCCGCAAUAUCCGUGCUCACGAGCGCGCCAACAAUAUCAAACCUACCACAGUGGUUGCACUCACCGGGCUCGCCAGUGCACAAGCACAACAAGACGCCUACUCAUCUGGAAUAGAUUCUUUCUUGACAAAACCUGUUCGACUCAAGCAAUUGGGUCAAAUGCUGGAUACCGGUACCUUGAGCAACGGAGAGGGAGAAAAGAACAAGGACCAGAAGAAUGAGGAUAUCGAGAAGGGCAAGGAAAAGGACAUUAAGAAGGAGAAGAGUCAGGAGCAGAAGCAAUGA
Messenger RNA from Aureobasidium uvarum, 3894 nucleotides. Lineage: Eukaryota; Fungi; Ascomycota; Dothideomycetes; Dothideales; Saccotheciaceae. The record is from the annotation of a GenBank genome assembly.